GUGGGUCGAGCCGUUUGAACGUCUGAACGAAUGGAGUCGAUGUUGCGGUCGCCAUUAGCUGGCUGAGGAGAACGGCUCCCGCGUCUGAAGAAGACUGGGAGCGCCGUCAACUACCCCGUCGCUGGAGUUUGCUAAUACGUCGAGGUAGCCGGUAAAUAGCAGUCAGCGAGAUUUUUUUGUUUCAAGUCGAUCACCACACCCCCGGUGCCGGUGUCCGAGACAAGCAAGGCCGCCGCCGCCGGGCUCCAUUCGGACGGGUGUCGGGGCGGCGAGCUCGGCAGACGCUGAGGUGAUGUCGGAAGGGGAAAAGGCGGUGGCGGCGGCUGCGGCCGCGGCCGCGGACAAGGCAGCCGAGGCCAUGAACACCGCGGCCGAAGUGGACGACGAGGAGGAGGAGGAGAGUGAAGACGAGAGUGAGAUUCUGGAGGAGAGCCCGUGCGGCCGCUGGCAGAAACGACGAGAGGAGGUGAAUCAGCGGAAUGUUCCUGGAAUUGACAGUGCAUAUUUGGCAAUGGACACUGAAGAGGGAGUGGAAGUUGUGUGGAAUGAAGUCCAGUUCUCAGAACGAAAAAACUUCAAAUUACAAGAGGAUAAGGUUAAAGCUGUCUUUGACAAUCUCAUUCAGUUGGAGCACCUGAACAUAGUGAAAUUCCACAAAUACUGGGCAGAUGUGAAAGAAAAUAAAGCAAGAGUAAUAUUCAUAACAGAGUACAUGUCAUCAGGAAGCUUAAAACAGUUUUUGAAAAAAACAAAGAAAAACCACAAAACAAUGAAUGAAAAGGCCUGGAAGAGAUGGUGCACCCAGAUUUUGUCUGCAUUGAGCUACUUGCACUCUUGUGAUCCUCCCAUCAUCCAUGGCAAUCUGACCUGUGAUACGAUAUUCAUUCAGCAUAAUGGACUUAUAAAAAUUGGGUCUGUUGCACCAGAUACAAUUAAUAACCAUGUGAAAACCUGUAGAGAGGAACAGAAGAACCUGCACUUUUUUGCCCCAGAAUAUGGAGCUGUAACAAAUGUGACUACGGCUGUUGAUAUUUAUUCAUUUGGAAUGUGUGCAUUAGAGAUGGCAGUAUUGGAGAUCCAGGGUAAUGGAGACUCAUCCUAUGUGUCACAAGAAGCAAUCAAUAAUGCAAUUCAGUUACUUGAAGACACUCUACAAAGAGAAUUUAUUCAAAAAUGUUUGGAGGUUGAUCCUGUUAAACGUCCCACUGCCCGAGAACUACUUUUUCACCCAGCUCUAUUUGAAGUACCUUCAUUAAAGUUGUUAGCAGCACAUUGUAUUGUCAGUCAUCCUCAUAUGAUUCCUGAAAAUGCUUUGGAAGAAAUAACAAAAAACAUGGACAUGACUGCAGUUCUAGCUGAGAUUUUCCACCGUGAUGCAGAAGGGGUACAGAUCAGAUUCUCCCAGUUUCCUGCACUGGAGUUAGAUAAAUUUUUAGAGGAUGUGAGGAAUGGCAUUUAUCCUUUGACUGCAUUUGGGAUGCCCAUGCCUCAGCAGCCACAGCAGGAGGCUGUAACAUCACCCAUCAUCCCACCGUCUGUGAAAACACCUACGCCGGAACCUGCAGAACUGGAGACCAGGAAGGUUGUUCAGAUGCAAUGCAAUAUUGAGCCAGUUGAUGAAGGAGCCAAACAUCAUUUAACUCUACUCUUGAAACUGGAAGACAAGCUAAACCGACACCUCAGCUGUGAUUUGUUGCCUAAUGAGAGCUGCCAGGAGCUGGCAGCAGAACUUGUUCAGUUGGGAUUUAUCAGUGAGAUUGAUCAGAGUCGAUUAACCACCUUGCUUGAAGAUGCCUUCAGCAAAUUCUUCUAUAAUCGGAAUGGUUCCCUAUCCGAUGUCACAGUCUCUUCAUAGCUACAGAUUCAUUGUGUGGUACAACUACUUCAUCACCAGUCUUCAAUGGACGAAAGGGGAUAUCACAGGAAGCCACAGGCUCAAUUGCAUGUCGUAGUGUGGUGAUGUUGAGUUCUCCAUUUACAAAUGGUGAACAUCCCACCACUGAAAAGUUCUGUUGUCAGUAUUAUGUCCCAUCUGUGCUUCACCCUGUGACUAUCGUAUUUUAUUUAGCAGUAAGACUUGCAGAGCGCUGCCACAUUGGAAAGGCGCUUUUCUCUGUACUGAGGUAAAGGCGGGCUGGAAGUAGGGUUUGGGAUGGUGGGGGGAAGGGAAAGAGGCUGUUUAAUCUGAAUGUGGAGACUGUGAAGGAGACUGUGCGAGGUCUGCACCGAGUGAAGAAUCACUUGCUAUGUUAUUGUGAACUUUUUCAAUACAUUGUAUCGCUUUAUAUAUGCCAGUAAUGUGCAUGUUUCUUCUGUUGUAUAAUCUUUGCAAAUUUGUUUUUCAAGAUCCAGAAUGCUCGGUGAUUUUAAAUGACAGUGUUCUUACAAAUGCGUUUAAGAGGCCAUGUCUAUGAAAGUUCCCACUAUUUUUCAGUGUUGAACUUGUUUAAUGGCAUAACUUUUGUGCAUAUGAAAGUGGGGAAUGUGAUGGCCAUUAAACCAGCAAAUGAUCUAAUCUUUUUACUUCACCAGUUUAGUGUACUUGAGUGGUUAGUCAAAGUUGGAUGAAUUGUUCUGGAUCAAACAUAAAAUCAGGUGUACUGUUUUUUGCUUUAAGGUGUCUAGAAUGCCUGAUCCAGAAAUGAAAAUUUCUUUGUCAGUUAAAAGUCUUGAAGAUUCAGCUGAUACACCGGGGCUGCCUUUGUUUAAACUGAAUGCUUUAUUGAAGCCUUCCUUCCCAAUAUUCCCAAUCUCUUUCUCCUCUUCCCCUCAAAGCUGUAAAGUCUGUAAAGUUGAGCAUUGAUACCGAUAUGUACUCCAUAUUAUGUAUUACUUUGGGUUGUGCGGCUGAGGUUGUGUAAUAGUUCUGAUGGUUCUUUUGUCAUGGCACAUUUAGUAAAACAUUUGUUAGCCAUGUAUUUCUGUAAGGUCUGUUGGCCAAAGGAAGUUGAGGUGACUUGUAUUUUGUGUCUUAUAUUUUGAGCCAAAUAGUGUACAGUGAGCUAAUAAUAAGCACAAUUGGUUGUUUUGGUUUGCAAGUAUCAUGAAGGGUCAAUUCCACUUGCAAAAACCAAUUUGCCAGUAACCAUUUCUGAUUGUCUUGCAUUUUGUCAUUUUAGUUAUAGUUUUGGUAUAAGUGUGGAAUGUUUUUCAACCCUUUCUGCAUUUAGACAAUGGAAUUUUGAGAUAAAGGGAACUGAGAUUGGUAAUUGUUAUAAAGAAAAAAAAUAUUGGGCUGGGUCAGGAGAGCCUGGGUAUAAUUGGGAUCUCUAAUUUUUGGAGAAUGGCAAACCACUGUAUUGUGACAUUGUUCAAAGCCCAAACUGCAUUUAAUGCAGCAUUCACUGAAGCAAAUAUAUUGUACCGAAAAAGCAGUGUGUGACUAUUCCUUUGUUAUUCACCCUUCUGAAUUGUGCAGCAAGCUAUCUCUUUGGAGUUCAUUCAUGAAUGUUUCUCUUGA
Hypanus sabinus (Atlantic stingray) is the source of this 3460-nucleotide messenger RNA. RefSeq names its product nuclear receptor binding protein 1 (gene nrbp1). Gene Ontology annotation, molecular function: ATP binding; protein kinase activity. Lineage: Eukaryota; Metazoa; Chordata; Chondrichthyes; Myliobatiformes; Dasyatidae. The transcript has 17 exons. The coding region runs from base 293 to 1855 and encodes 520 amino acids. Gene Ontology annotation, biological process: intracellular signal transduction; endoplasmic reticulum to Golgi vesicle-mediated transport; protein phosphorylation. Gene Ontology annotation, cellular component: cytoplasm; endomembrane system. The record is from RefSeq and is a predicted model, not a curated record.